AUUGCGAUAUAAUGCAGCAUAAUCCCUGUAUAUACCUGCAUUGUAAGCUCGAUCUCGCUGCGUGGUAGCUACAUAUGCUUGUAUGUCAGACAUGAAGGCGUCCCUUCAUCUAGGUAGUGCCCAAUGAAGAUCCCUAAAAGUGUACAAGAUAUGUAUCGACGGCGGUCUCGGAUCAUGGAGGAACUAAUCAAGAAAGCACUUGAAGAAAAUGGGGCUACGAGGAGGCCCUUCGACGCCGUUCCGUGGAAACCCGAUCAGCCGUAUGCACAGCCCUUUUUCACACACGACCGCUCUAAACAAGCAUGGACACCGGCGAAUCCCAAGCCGUUACAGGAGGGGGGAAGUGGAAGUGGAAUCAACCGGCUGAGGCUGUACAGCUGGAACAUCGAUUUCAUGCUACCGUUCGCGAAAGCGAGGAUGAGCGCCGCGCUAGACCAUCUCAACGGUCUAACGAGCAACCUACCAUCCACAACCGCCUCCGUCAUCUUCCUGCAAGAGUGCAUCGAAGAAGACCUCGAGACGAUCGGCGAAAAUGAAUGGGUGAGGGAUAAAUUUAACGUAACAGACACCGACGGCAGCAACUGGCAAACCCACUACGGCACCACCACGCUAGUCGACCGCCGCCUAGACAUCACGGCCUGCUUCCGGGUGCACUAUGCGCAGACACAGAUGGGGCGCGACGCCCUAGUCGUAGAAACAGCGCUGGACGCGCCCGGCAGCGGCGCACCUAAGACCCUCCGCCUGUGCAACUCGCACCUGGAGUCGCUGGCGCGCAAGCCGCCGCUGCGCCCGGCGCAAGUACGAGUCCUAGCGGCGCAGAUGCGUGCGCCGGGGGUGCACGUGGCGCUCGCGGCGGGGGACUUCAACGCGAUCCAGCCGUUUGACCGGACGCUGCACGCGGACAACGGGCUCAAGGACGCGUAUCUGGAGCUGGGGGGCCGCGAGGACAGCGACGCCGGGUACACGUGGGGCCAGCAGGCGGCGACGAAGACGCGGGCGCGGUUUGGGUGCUCGCGCAUGGAUAAGGUGUAUUUUACGGGGGGGCUGGAGGUGCGCGGGUUUGAGAGGUUCGGGGCGGGUGUGCAGUUUAGUGGUGAGCGGGAGCGCAGGGAGAUGGAGGAGUUGGGGUUUGAGAAGCCGUGGAUUACGGAUCAUUUGGGCGUCGUGGUGGAGGUUGAGGUUGUUGAUUGAGAAUGGAUAUGGAUAGAUAGGGUGGCUUGGGGGGUUGAAAGUGUGUAUAGGAUACAAGAAAUGAGAUGUCUUGCUAUCUUUAUAUGAGAUUACGGGAUCUUAGAAGCAUCUAACCUAGGUUAGGUUACUUACUUUAUAGUAGUAUGCCUCUUAUGUGAAAAAUAGGGGCUAUGAGUUAUACGUCUAGUUUUGGGAUCUCAUCAAAUAACAGGUAGUUAAUCUUUUAUGGGAAUUUGCAAUUACAUUUCCCC
Messenger RNA from Daldinia decipiens, 1442 nucleotides. Its product is annotated as Endonuclease/exonuclease/phosphatase. The record is from RefSeq and is a predicted model, not a curated record. Gene Ontology annotation, molecular function: 5'-tyrosyl-DNA phosphodiesterase activity; single-stranded DNA binding. The transcript has a single exon. Gene Ontology annotation, biological process: double-strand break repair. Gene Ontology annotation, cellular component: PML body; cytoplasm. NCBI's taxonomy places the organism in Eukaryota, Fungi, Ascomycota, Sordariomycetes, Xylariales, Hypoxylaceae. Bases 124 to 1191 code for a protein of 355 amino acids.